Molecule: messenger RNA, 5368 nt
Organism: Sceloporus undulatus (fence lizard)
Lineage: Eukaryota; Metazoa; Chordata; Lepidosauria; Squamata; Phrynosomatidae
Gene: SBNO2
Product: strawberry notch homolog 2
Exons: 33
Coding region: 621-4928 (1435 amino acids)
Biological process (GO): regulation of DNA-templated transcription
Cellular component (GO): nucleus
Molecular function (GO): chromatin DNA binding; histone binding
Source: RefSeq, a predicted model, not a curated record
UCUCCACUGUUUAGUGAAGGGACAGCACUGUCACUAUAAAAGUGAAAGAGGAAUAGUGACUUCCAUUGCUGUGCCAGCCAGCGUGUGCCUUGCUGUGUCACUUAGAGGAACAGUUCUGUGUGAUGCAAAACCUUCCAUCUAUUGUUACGAUGUUUGCACAGUGGUGAGUUUUCUUUUGCUGCAAAAUUUUUCCAAGUGAUAGUACUUUGCCAUCCCUUUGGGGGAAGGCCUUUCCCUCCUGACAUGGCUCCGAAUGAAACUGAAACUCACCUACUACUGAUGUACACGGUUUCCAGUUUCAGCUGUUAGGAGACAAUCCUGCUGUUUUAUUCAUGGGCCUAGUCUGUCUUUGCAGUGCUGCAGAUACUGAAACUCCCAAACCAAACAGGUUAUUUGGAGAGAAGAGAUGAUUGGAGACUGAUAGCUUUCUUGAGAUGCUCACCUGAACUUGAAGUCUUGCAGCUGUUGUCUGCUUUUUACAAAAAUCCUCACCUGCCCUGUGUUCUGGACAGAAGGAAACAAAGGACAUGUUGCAGAGCGGGUGGCAUAGAUAACGCCUCUUCCUUUCUUCUACAUUCUGGGAUCUCACCCACCUCCUCCAUGAAGCAACCCGAAGCCUGAUGCCCUUGUUGCACUUCACCAUGGAUGCAGGGAAGAGCUACCACUCUGCAUAUACACACCAGCAGUCAGGCAACACACUCUAUGGGAUGCCCACCCUUCAGGCCCAGCGCAGCCUGCACACCAUAGAGAAUUCUCCUUCUGGGUGGUGGAGUCCAGACUUGUAUUCAACUGCUCCGUAUUCGGCGCCAUCGUACCUGAGCGAUAACCAGCAAUAUUUUAAUACCACUUGCGAUUUCUACACAAAUUCCAUUGGCGGGCUACCAUUCCCGGAUACCAACUAUGCAACCCCUAGCUUUGCCGAUUGUUUGCCGAAAAACGGUGAUUUUCCUCAGGAUUCUGCAUACCUCAAUGAACUCUCUAGCAAUUCCCUCUUCUCCUCCCCUGCGGACUCCCUUUCCGAUAUCGCUGAUGCUCAGGAAUUCCUGCCAGCGGAUAGUCUCAGUCGUGUGCCAACCAUAUGGGACGUCAGCACACCGCAGCAGAACCAAAUAGAGCCCUUGCCUCCUGACUUAGAGAGCCUAGAAUGCUUACAGGGAAUCGAGAACCAUAUCACCGCCACUUCACUUCUUUCAACUAUUCAGUCCCAAACUCAGGUAGAAGAGGAGGAAGAAGACGAUGAAACAGAGGAGCUUGGUCAUACAGAGACAUACGCCGAUUAUGUUCCUUCCAAAUGUAAACUCGGAAAGCACCAUCCAGACCGAGUGGUUGAGACAAGCACCCUUUCCAGCGUCCCACCUCCAGACGUCACCUACAUACUCUCCCUCCCUGAGUCCAUCGCUGACAAUGGGUUACUCUCCGCACUACAGCUGGAAGCGAUUACUUAUGCCUGCCAGCAACAUGAAGUUUUACUCCCAAAUGGUCAAAGAGCCGGCUUUCUCAUCGGGGAUGGUGCUGGGGUUGGGAAAGGCCGGACAGUUGCAGGGAUCAUCUUUGAAAACUAUCUGAAGGGAAGGAAGAAAGCCCUGUGGUUCAGCGCCUCAAAUGAUCUCAGAUAUGAUGCUGAGAGGGACCUUAAGGAUAUUGAUGCACCCAACAUUCCUGUCCACGCUUUAAACAAGAUUAAAUAUGGUGACACAGCUACCUCAGAAGGAGUUUUAUUUGCCACUUACUCCGCCCUGAUUGGUGAAAGCCAAGCCGGUGGCCAGCACAGAACCAGGUUGAAACAGAUUCUGGAUUGGUGCAAGGAGGAUUUUGACGGUGUUAUUGUGUUCGAUGAAUGCCACAAAGCCAAAAAUGCCAGCUCCACCAAAAUGGGUAAAGCAGUAUUAGACCUUCAGAAUAAGCUGCCUCGCGCCAGGGUCGUCUAUGCCAGUGCCACAGGUGCCUCUGAGCCAAAGAACAUGAUCUACAUGAGCCGGCUAGGGAUCUGGGGAGAUGGCACUCCCUUUCGGUCAUUUGAUGAAUUCUUGCAUGCCAUCGAAAAACGAGGUGUCGGUGCAAUGGAAAUAGUCGCCAUGGACAUGAAGGUGAGCGGGAUGUACAUCGCCCGGCAGCUCAGCUUCUCGGGGGUCACGUUCCGUAUAGAGGAGAUCCCUCUCGACCCCGAAUAUGAGCACGUCUACAACAAGGCAGCGCAGCUGUGGGCCGAAGCACUGGUGGUUUUCCAGCAGGCUGCGGAUCUCAUUGGUUUGGAAUCUCGGAAAUCCCUGUGGGGGCAGUUCUGGUCUGCCCACCAGCGCUUCUUCAAGUACCUCUGCAUAGCUGCAAAAGUCCGGCGCCUGGUGGAACUGGCAAAGGAGGAGCUCAGCAAGGACAGGUGUGUCGUGAUAGGCCUUCAGUCGACCGGUGAGGCCCGCACCCGGGAAGUCUUGGACGAGAACGAGGGACACCUGAACUGCUUCGUUUCUGCAGCCGAAGGCGUCUUUCUCUCACUAAUUCAGAAGCACUUUCCUUCAACCAAACGAAAAAGAGAAAGAGGAACUGGCAUUAAAAGAAAACGAAAGCAGCGAGUUCGCUGUGGCACAAAAGUCCCCAAAUCCACCUACGACCUCACCAGCACCUUCAUCAAGAUCAGCUCCGACAGCAGCUCCGAUUCAGAGCCUGGGCUGGAAAGUGACUUCAACUCUUCUCCAGAGUCUCUGUUUGAUAAUGAUGACGUGAUAGUGGUUGAGCCUGGCCCCACCAACGGCUUUGUGUGUGAGGACCGAGGUGGCAUGUAUAUGCAAAGUUCCCAGAAGGAAAUGCAGGGUCCUGGUGCACUGGAACAUGUUGAGAGAGUGAAGCAGGAUCUCCUAUCAAAAGUGAAGGCACUGGGCAAAGAACUACCUCUGAAUACUUUAGAUGAACUGAUCGAUCACUUUGGAGGCCCGGAACAUGUGGCCGAGAUGACAGGACGGAAAGGGCGUGUUGUGCGGCAGCCUGACGGCUCUGUUGUGUUCGAGACACGGGCCGAACCAGGGCUCUCCAUUGACAACGUGAAUCUCAAGGAGAAAGAGCGGUUCAUGAACGGAGAUAAACUUGUAGCAAUAAUCUCCGAGGCCUCAAGCUCAGGGAUUUCUCUCCAAGCGGACAGACGGGUAAAGAAUCAGAAACGGCGUGUCCACAUGACUCUGGAAUUGCCUUGGAGUGCUGACCGAGCCAUUCAGCAGUUUGGUCGGACGCACCGUUCAAACCAAGUGUCUGCUCCAGAGUACAUCUUCCUCAUCUCUGAAUUAGCAGGGGAGCGGCGGUUUGCCUCCAUCGUGGCCAAACGCCUGGAGAGCCUUGGUGCCUUAACUCAUGGGGACAGAAGAGCCACUGAAUCCAGAGACCUCAGCAAGUACAACUUUGAGAAUAAGUAUGGGUCCAGAGCCCUUGACAGAGUCCUGCUUACCAUCCUCAACCAGACGGAGAACAAAGUCCCUGUGCCCAAGAGUUACAAUAAAGGAGAUAGCGUCUUUUUCCAGGAGAUGAAGCAGUGUCUCCUUUCGGUCGGAAUCUGUUGCAAAGAGAUGCGCUAUGGCUUUGUGACUGUGGAGAAAGACUGCUCCAUCACCAAGUUUCUGAACCGCAUCUUAGGCUUGGAGGUCCAAAAGCAGAACCUGCUCUUCCAGUACUUCAGUGACACUUUCGACUAUCUGAUUGACCGGGACAAGAAGGAUGGCAAAUAUGACAUGGGGAUUCUGGAUCUAGCCCCUGGCGUUGAUGAGAUCUAUGAAGAGAGCAAAGAGGUCUUUCUGACACCUGGCCACCCACAGGAUGGACAGGUGGUCUUUUACAAGAUCAGUGUCGACAGAGGCAUAAAGUGGGAAGAAGCCUACAAGAAGUCGCUCCAACUGACAGGGCUCAAUGAGGGCUUCUACCUCUCCCAUAAGGUCCGAGGCAGCAAGUACACCUGCCUACUGGCAGAGCAGAGCCAUGAGAAACAUUUCACCCUCUACAAGCCAAACAUCGGCAAACACAGCCAGCCGGAGAGUCUGGAAAGUCUUCACAGAAAGUACCGAAAGGUAUCGCCAGAAGAUGCCAAAGAACAUUGGGAAAACAACUAUACCUUUUCUCUGCAGUACUGCAACCAUGCUGUGUGGAAUGGGCACUGCAAGGUGGUCCAGGAAGGGAAGGAAUGCUUCCAGGGCACCCGUUUGCGCCAUUACUACAUGCUGUGUGGGGCAUUGCUGCGGGUUUGGAGCAAGAUCGCCGGCAUCAUGGCUGACAUUACCAACACUAACUACCUGCAGAUUGUCCGCCUCAAGACUAAAGAGAAGAAGAAGCAAGUUGGGAUUAAGAUCCCAGAAUCCUGCGUCGAGCAGGUGCGGAAAGAACUGAAGCAGAUGGAUGAGAAUGUGAAGCAAAAGCAGAGGCAAGCCCUUUUGGUAGCGGCGGCAGCCUCUCAGCCAAACCUUCCCUACCCCGUCCAUCAGCAGACACUUCCGCUGGACCUGAGCCAGUCCACGGGGGGCACUGGCUUCUUGCCCUCCCAGCCAUCCUCCUUGCAGCAGGAUGAGAUCUUGGACCUGACCUACAGCCCCUCCAGUGAUGGCAUCCCAGACCUCUGGGCCGAGACCUCCACCCAGCCGCCACCACCUCCCCCGCCACUGCAUUUCGGCUUCCCCCUUCCCUACAACAGUGCUGCAGCUUUGGCUGGGAACUUACCCCUUGGCUCCCCCUCAGCACAUGAACAUUUGCCCCAGGCCCUGGUCCCUCCCCUCUCCAAUGGCUUCUCUUUGCCCAGCCAGGACAUCAACUAUAAGGAAGUUUUGGAGGAGAUGUUGAAUUCCCUGAAUGUGGGCCUGGAGGACAGUAGUGCUCAUGCUGCUUCCACUGCGCCGGAGCGCCAGAGCGUCAUCCAGUUCAGCGGUCCUUUUCCCAGUUUCUGCGAUGAUGACAGCUGAGCCCCCCCCCCCCCCCGCCCCCCCCCCCCCCACAUUUUUAAUCUGGAGGCCUCGGGUGACGUUUCCAGAGGCAUCCUGUCUUCGGGUUUGUUUUUAUACCGGUCGGACCACUUCUCUCUUUUUAAAACAGGGAUGGGAACGGAGAGAACGUGUAGUUAACACAGAAGUUUAUUUAUAUAUAAUAUACAGUCACUUCUGUACUAAUUUUUAUAUAUAUCUAUAUAUGUCUCAGUAUAGAUAUGUACAAAAUAGAGGUCCAGAGAUGGGGAGAUGUGGGGGGACAGCACACUGAGGCACCUUACAGGAGUGAGUGGCAUGUUGCCAUUCCCCCCCCCCCCCACAAUCCACCCCAACUUCUUCACCCAACCUUCAAGCUGCACCCCCGCCCUUAUGCAAACUACUGAGUUUGGAAAGCUAGGAUCUUUAUACUAUAUAUAUAU